GAAGAAGGGGCCGGGCUUCGAGCAACAGCGACGCAAGAUGGCAGCCACCACAGGCUCGGGAGUAAAAGUCCCUCGAAAUUUCUGACUGUUGGAAGAGCUGGAAGAAGGCCAGAAAGGGGUAGGCGACGGCACAGUUAGCUGGGGUCUAGAGGACGACGAAGACAUGACACUUACAAGAUGGACAGGGAUGAUAAUUGGGCCUCCAAGAACAAUUUAUGAAAACCGAAUAUACAGCCCUAAAAUAGAAUGUGGGCCUAAAUACCCAGAAGCACCCCCAUCUGUAAGAUUUGUAACAAAAGUCAACAUGAGCGGCGUGAGCAGUUCAAACGGAGUGGUGGAUCCAAGGGCCACGGCAGUGCUGGCCAAGUGGCAGAAUUCCCACAGCAUCAAAGUCAUCCUGCAGGAGCUUCGGCGCUUGAUGAUGUCAAAAGAGAACAUGAAGCUACCACAGCCGCCAGAAGGACAGUGUUACAGCAAUUAGUCACCAAGGCCCCGGCCUCCCCUCCCCAGUCCAACCUAAGUCUUCAUUUCCUACAGUAGUGAAUUUUCUAGAUUCAUCUUGUAGACCUCAAAGGACUGGAGAGAAAGCUCCACUGAGACUCCAUCCUGGAACA
Peromyscus eremicus (cactus mouse) is the source of this 614-nucleotide messenger RNA. Its product is annotated as ubiquitin-conjugating enzyme E2 variant 1-like. The transcript has a single exon. The record is from RefSeq and is a predicted model, not a curated record. Gene Ontology annotation, cellular component: nucleus. Gene Ontology annotation, biological process: DNA damage tolerance; protein K63-linked ubiquitination. The coding region runs from base 164 to 481 and encodes 105 amino acids. Lineage: Eukaryota; Metazoa; Chordata; Mammalia; Rodentia; Cricetidae.